Australozyma saopauloensis is the source of this 2883-nucleotide messenger RNA. RefSeq names its product U5 snRNP GTPase (gene SNU114). Bases 1 to 2883 code for a protein of 960 amino acids. The record is from RefSeq and is a predicted model, not a curated record. The transcript has a single exon. Gene Ontology annotation, biological process: mRNA splicing, via spliceosome. Gene Ontology annotation, cellular component: cytosol; U2-type catalytic step 2 spliceosome; U4/U6 x U5 tri-snRNP complex. Gene Ontology annotation, molecular function: GTPase activity; U5 snRNA binding; GTP binding. Lineage: Eukaryota; Fungi; Ascomycota; Pichiomycetes; Serinales; Metschnikowiaceae.
AUGGAUAGCGACGAUCAAUACGAUGAAUUCGGCAAUUUCUUGGGUGACGCUGCAGGCUCUGAAUCCGAUUUGAGUUCGCAACACAGUGAUGGCGAGAACGAUCUAGAGAAUCCAAUAAUUGACGAUGGGAUGGACUCUGAUGAGGAUGAAAAGCCGCACAAUGGAACAUUGACCAGAGCCGCAGAUCUCAUAGGAUCAUUUGAAUCGGCGGAAAUAAUUCAAGUUGAUCCCACAAAUACUGGGCUUGAUCAACCGGUUAUAAAACCAUCCGCGCAAGCUAAUUCACACGAAUCUAAGGGAGACGAAGACGACCUUCCUCAAACCCCAUAUUCUACAAAGUACCUUGUGGAAUUAUGCAAAACACAACCCGAAAGGAUACGCAAUAUUGCGGUCGUAGGUGGUCUUCAUGUCGGGAAAUCUUCCCUCGUAGAUCUGUUGGCCAAAGACAUAUACCCUGACCUCGGGGCAGACAAAAGCAGCGAGAAUUCUAUUGGAAAAUUGAGAUUUCUAAAUAGCCAUAGCGCUGAAUUCACGCGAGGAAUUACCAUACGAUCUAUGCCUUUGAGUUUACUCUUGCUGGAUCUGCGCCAUAGAUCCCACCCUGUUACCUUCAUUGACUGUCCUGGUCAUCCUGACUUCUCAGACGAAUUUGAGGCAGCACUCGAUGUUGUGGAGGGUGCUAUCUUGGUACUUGACUCUUUGGAAGGUUUUACUGGUAGAGACAAGCGUAUUUUAUCUGAAGUCUUGAAGAAAGACCUCCCAUUUGUAGUCGUGUUGAACAAAUUGGAUCGAUUAUUGAUUGAGCUGCGCUUUCCACCGCGCGAUACAUAUUUGAAACUCAAGCAAACCUUAGAUGAGAUCAACUCCUUUGUCACAGAUAGCGAGUUCAGUCUCUCCUAUUCACACAACAAGCUCGUGUCUCCAAUGAAGAAUAAUGUGGUCUUUGCCUCUUGCAGCCUCGGCUUUAGCUUUACUUUAUCUACUUGGAGCUUCUUGUAUGAGAAUAAUGGUAAACUUCUGAAUGUGGAUAGAACCCAGUUUGAGAAGCUUCUAUGGGGUAACGUCGCUCUCCAAGAAGGAAAGUUUUUUAAGCCUGUUACUGUCGAAACUCCAAACACCUUCGAGACUCUAAUCCUCGACCCAAUAUACAAAUUGGUAUCUCGAUGCUUCGACAACGAGUCAUCUGAUGAUUCACUCGCCGAGCUUCUAUGGGAGAACUACAAAUUGUCUCUUCCGAAAUCCGCUUACAAGCAGAGCCCCAAGCUUCUCAUCAACAGUGUAUUCACAGCUCUAAUGCCCACUCUGGUUGAUUUCAUUCAAGCUAUCGUAAGUACAGUAUCAUCUCCCUCAGACAGCGACUCAUUGAGCAGAAAAUGUCCUCAAAUCUUAUCGGAAAACAAUGGUUUCGUUGGAGAAGUCUUUGCCGUCCGUAUAGCGACGGGUUCAGAGGGAUACAAGUGCCUCACUCGGAUAAUUCUGGGCUCCAUUAAAGCAGGAGAUAAAAUAUUCCUAAAAUCAGAAGAUACACCGGAUAGCAUAGCAACUAUUUCUGAGGUUUGUUUGCCUUGCGGCAGGUUUAGUAACAGGAUCGAUGAAGCCACUACUGGAAUGAUCGUGGUUCUCUCUGGUUUAGGAGAUUCAAUCUCGAAAAGUGCAAGUUUAUUUGGCCAAACAAUUCCCGAAGAACACCAGAUACCAUUUAAUCGCUCUCGGAAUGGUGAGAAGUCAAUCUAUAAAGUUGCAGUUGAAUGUGAGAAUCCAGCCGAACUUCCGCGUUUGAUAAAGGGACUUCAAACUCUAUCUAAAGUUUAUCUCGGUGCACUCAUCAAGCUUGAGGACAGCGGCGAAUACACAGUAUUGGGGCUUGGCCAACUAUUCCUCGAUUGCUUUCUCGAAGACCUUCGUCGAAUUACAGAUGAUAGUCUCAUCAUCAAAGUUAGUGAUGCCAUGGUGAGGUUUUCCGAGACUUGUGAUGAACGCUCAGUAACCAAACUAUCGGCGUACAGUGCAUCCAAACAAAACAAUUUAUCCAUCAUUGCUGAGCCUGUGCAAGACAGGGUGCUCAGCAAAUCUAUCGAAACUGGAAGAGUAAAUCUUUCCCAGUCCGCUCGAGAGUUGUCCAAACUUCUCCGAAAUGAUUUCAAAUGGGAUGCCUUAGCAGCACGUUCCUUGUGGGGUUUGGGGCCAAAAGGUUUACAGCUACCAUCCCUUUUGCUUAACGACUCGCUAGAGGGUCAAACCGACAAAGCGCUUUUGGAACUCGCGAAGAAUUCCAUCAUCGCCGGGUUCGAGUCAGGAGUGAAUGAGGGUCCGCUUUGUGGGGAGGCAAUUCGUGAUACGAAAUUCAAAAUCCUCGACGCAACUCUUAACAAUGCGGCAGCUACUUCCAGUAGUCAAAUCAUCCCCAUGUCGCGGAACGCCGUCCACAUAGGCCUCUUGACAGCUGGACCUCGUCUCCUUGAACCAAUUUACAAAGUAUUUACCACUUGCUUCUCACAUACUGUUCCAGCCAUUAUGGAACUUUUAGACAAGCGUCGUGGAUGGGUGGUCCAUGAAAGACCUAUUGGCGGCACGCAAUUCUGUGAAGUUGAAGGAUACGUUCCUGUCAUUGACUCAAUCGGCUUGGACGUAGAUAUGAGAAUGGCAACAAUGGGAAUGGGCUCAUGUGUCAUGGAGUUCUUCCGCUGGGAUGUUGUUCCCGGAGAUCCUUUGGAUAAAGACUGUGAGCUUCCUGCAAUGAAACCAGUGCCUCGGGCCUCUCUCGCUAGAGAUUUUGUUAUGAAGACACGUAAAAGAAAGGGUUUGACUGGCGAGCCAAAUCUUCAAAAGUACAUUGAUCCUGAGCUUUUUGCUCAGCUUCAAGAAAGUGGGAUUGUAUUAUAG